Molecule: messenger RNA, 538 nt
Organism: Drosophila takahashii
Lineage: Eukaryota; Metazoa; Arthropoda; Insecta; Diptera; Drosophilidae
Product: zinc finger HIT domain-containing protein 1
Biological process (GO): chromatin remodeling
Cellular component (GO): Swr1 complex
Molecular function (GO): nucleosome binding
Source: RefSeq, a predicted model, not a curated record
AAAAUCACCCGAAAAAAACUAAAUAACAACCAUGACGGGUCGCGAAUCCAAUCGCAUCAAGGACGCUGAGAAGAAGCGUGUCCUGGAUGCCACUGCCCGGCAGAGGCGCGCCCGCAAAGCUCUGGAGGCCCUGGAGCAGGACAACUUCCACGACGAUCCCCACGCCGAUCUGGUCAUGUCAAAGAAGCUGCCCAAAUUCCAGGACAACCUGAAGACGGGCAAGGAGAAGAAGGGCAAGCGCAAGGGCGCCGAGUACUUCCGGGCCAAGUAUCGCAAGAACUUCCAGCAGCUUCUCGAGGAGGACAAGGACAAGCGGCCCAACUACGAGAGUGCCGCCGCGCCGCCUCCCCAAAAGCCCGUGCGGCAUUUCUGCGCCGUCUGCGGCAACUUCUCGCUGUACUCGUGCACCGCCUGCGGAACGCGUUACUGCCGCGUCAGGUGCCUCAAUACGCACCAGGACACGCGAUGCCUCAAGUGGACCGCCUGAAAGUGGUUGUUACGUUAAUAAAUAAAUCAAAUAGAGCUAACUAAAGCAUCA